UGGGAACCCGGGAAUUAAGAGAAAUGGCAUGAAAGACCGUCUGGAUGAUUUCUGGUCUCUUCGAUUGGUGCGGCCAACGGAAGAGGAGGUUCUUCAUCGAGCGAUUUUUCUCGUCAGGGCACAGAGGUUCAAGGAUAUGGCGUCUUCAUCAAUCGAUGAAGCAGUGGAAGCAUUGAAAUAUCUGCAAAGCCAAGUUUAUGAGAUGGUGAAACAUGACAAUCCGAAAGAGGUGGACAAGUUUUGCGCUUUAACAUCGCAUCUGUUCGUUCCGAAGGUGAAAUUCGGUCGUGAAUGUGGGCCGGAAACGUACAAGGAGACUACGUCAGUACGUCAGCAGGCCACGUCAGCAGGCUACGUCAGCAGACCACGUCAGCAGGACACGUUAGCAGUGCCACGUCAGCAGCAAGGGAUACCACAUCAACAGGCCCCCGCCCGGUCUAUGCUGUUGCGAUCUCAAACAGCAGUCAUGGACCAGAGGCCCGGGGAAGCAGACGAGGCCUAUCAGGCCCGCAUGCUGGCCUGGAGUACCGAGACUAAGAAACGGGCAGAUGACGCUGCAGCAGCAGCGAAGAAGAAGGCAGAAGAUGCCGAGCAGGCACGUCUGCUGGCACUUGAACAACAGCGCCAGCAUGACGAGGCAGCAGCAAGGGCUGUCGAUGAGGAAAGAGUCCAGCGUCGUGAGAAGGUAUUUACCAGAGAGCGGGCGUUACUUACCAUGGCAGCGGAAUGGGGGACCGAGGCCGAGAAUAACCAGUUGGAGGACAACGCAAACAAGAUAGCGCUCCUCCUCUCGCAUCUCACGGAUCUCCUGGCAAACUGCAUUACACAUCAGGCAGAGAUCCUUGGUCUCGACAGAUCGCUAGCUCACCUCCAAGACCGUUUUCAGCGGUUGGAGCAGCGACCAGUCUCCGCCGCCGACGCAGGCUCGUCCAAUACUGUCGACCGCCUCAGUGCCUUGGAGAUGCAAGUCGGGUCACUCCAGGAUGGCGCACAGUUACAGCUCACCGCGACGCAACAGUUGCAGCRGCGGGUCUGUACCACCGCCACUACCUCGAGUUCGGAGCCGCGCGAGUCAACUCCAAAGUUUGACGCGCAGGAGAUCUUCUGCGACGCCAUGAAGACAGAUCCGAUUCCAUGGUUUCGCAAGUUCGAGCUCACGCUGCAGCUCCACAAUGUCAAGGAACACAAGCAUCACGCCUACUUGUACUCUCGCUCAGGGGGCGCGUGUCAGGCUUGGUUGGACAACCUGUUGUCCAAGUACGGAGUGGUAGCUAACGACUUGCACACCAAGAUCACCUGGGAAGAUCUGAAGGCGGCGUGGCACAAGCGGUUCCAGGUGGAGCCGCCAGAGAUUAAAGCCAUGGACAAGCUCAUGGUCUUCGAGCAAGGCACGCUGCCGAGUACGAACUGGAUCGCCAAGUACCAACGCUUGACGUCAAUCCCAGAUAUCCAGAUGGGCUUCAAGGCCAUCCGCCACUACUUCAUCUCAAGGUCAUGUCCGACAUUCAGCAAUGCCUUGACGCAUGUCGAGGACACCUUGACGACGACGGCGGAAUUAUUUGACAAGGCUGCGCAGAUCAUCGUCACGAACAAGGAGGCCAAGAACCUCCGUUCAUCUGCGUCAGGCCCGAGCAGGGACCAACAUCGGCCAAGAGUGGCCGUGGUCGCAGCGGCAGCGCCGUUAGACCAAACCAGCGAGGCUGCAUCUGCCAGUGAAGGAGACAAAUUCGCAGCCGCCCGGGAAGGUGGCCGUGCCGGCAGAGGCCGAGGGCGCGGCAAGACGAAGGCACACACCGUUUCUAGCCCCGGGCGCGGUGCAGCAGCUCAGACAGGCCCAUGGACCCCGUAUGGCAUCUCCGAGUCCGCAUACAAAGCGCGCGAGAGAUUCCACUAUUGCCUUUGGUGCAACAGCGAUCUUCAUCAGACGCAGCGGCGCUCUCGCAACUUCAUGAGUCAGUCUUUUAUGCAAAGAGCUGGCCUUGGCGCACAAGUUCGGAAGAAGGCAAACGCGACGGCGAUCAAGUUGGUGGAUGGUAAGACGCAACAACUUCUCGACCGUUACAUCGAGGCCGUACCGGUCUACUUCGCACCUCAUGCAUGCGAACCGGUAACAUUCGAUAUUCUCGACACGGACUUCGACAUCAUUCUGGGAAUGCCUUGGCUCGCAAGUGCGGAUCACACGGUCAACUUCCAUCGGCGGACUCUUAGCGUUCACGACACCUUCGGCGCGGAAGUGGCGUGUACUAUUCCUCUACCGCACUCUUCGAUCCGGUGCCAAGUGGUGACGGCCAAAUCAUCCCGGGCGACUUGCGCUUACGAGCAGCCCGAGGAGAUCGGCCUAUGUUUUCUACGGAUUGUCGCGGUAGCCGACUCUUCACCCACGGACUUAUCUUCGGACCCUUGUGUGGUACGGUUGCUAGACGAGUUCGCCGAUAUCUUCGAGUCACCUACCGGUGUGGUGUCAGAUCGGUUGAUCUCUCACGAGAUCAUUCUUGAGGCCGGUGCCGUGCCGCCAAAAGGUUGCAUUUAUCGGAUGAGCGAGGAGGAACUUGAGGUCCUCCGCGCACAACUCGACGAUUUGUUGGCCAAGGGUUGGAUCCGCCCUAGCAGCUCCCCAUAUAGAGCACCAGUUCUCUUCGUAAGGAAGAAGAACAAGGAUCUACGACUGUGUAUUGACUACCGCAAGCUCAACGCGCAAACCGUCAAGAAUGCGGGGCCUCUUCCUCGCAUCGACGAUCUUUUUGAGCGAUUGGGCGGCGCAAAAUAUUUUUCAAAGUUGGAUUUGAAAUCAGGAUAUCAUCAAAUCUCGAUCCAGUCGAACGAUCGCUACAAGACCGCGUUCAAGACGUGGUAUGGGCAUUUCGAGUGGGUGGUCAUGCCUUUUGGCCUCACCAACGCCCCGGCGACCUUUCAAGCGGCAAUGACCAAUGAAUUCCGUGCAAUGUUGGACCGGUUCGUGCUGGUCUACUUAGACGAUAUUCUCCUCUAUAGCCGGUCAUUGGAGGAUCAUCUUGAGCAUCUUCGACGAGUGUUGGAGACGCUCCGCCGCGCCAAGUACAAGGCCAACCGCGACAAGUGUGAAUUUGUCCGGCAGGAGCUGGAAUACUUGGGCCAUUUCGUCACACCGGAGGGCAUCAGUCCGCUAUCGGACAAGAUUCAAGCUGUCCAAGAGUGGCCGGAGCCUCGGAACGUCACGGAUGUCCGCUCGUUCCUCGGUCUCGCCGGCUACUAUCAGCGCUUCAUCAAAGGCUACUCGAAGAUCGCGGCCCACUUGAACAAGCUUCAAUGCGAGGAUCGGCUGUUUGACUUCGGAGAGGAGGCGCGGGGAUCAUUCUUCGCUCUCAAAGUCGCGCUAUUGUCUGCGGAGGUCUUGCGGAUAUACGACCCGCUCUUGCCUACGCGCGUCACUACGGAUGCGUCAGGMUAUGGCAUUGGUGCAGUCUUCGAGCAACAUGACGGUGUGGACUGGCACCCGGUCGAAUACUUCAGCAAGAAAGUGCCCAUCGUGCAUUCCAUUGAUGAUGCACGCAAGAAUGAGCUCCUCGCCUUCGUCCACGCGCUCAAGCGGUGGCGGCAUUUCCUCCUUGAUCGAAGCCAAUUUCGUAGGGUAACGGACAACAAUCCGUUGGUCUUUUACAAGACCCAAGACACCGUCAACAGCACCAUCGCUCGAUGGAUGGCUUUCAUCGACCAGUUCGACUUCUUUCCCGAUCACAUUCCCUGGAAGUCAAACCGUUUUGCGGAUGCUCUUUCACGGCGUCCGGAUCAUUGUACCGCAGUCUACUCAACCUUCGAGAUUGACGACGACCUGCGGAACAGUUUCAUCCGCGGCUACCAAGCCGACCCCGAGUUUCGAGACAAGUACGCGAAUUGCUCCUCUCCUAAUCCGGCUCCUUCUCACUACCGGAUCCAAGAGGGGUACUUGCUUGUCCACACGCGGGGGAAGGACCUUCUUUGCGUACCAACGAUUUUGGUGGCCCGGCCUUCUCGGCGACGUCACGCGCUAUUGCGAGUCAUGCGAGGUUUGCCGACGCUGCAAAUCCCGCAACCAUCGUCCGUACGGCGAGUUACGACCACUGCCAGUCCCGUUGAGGCGAAGAGAAGCGAUUGCCAUGGACAUUACCGGCUGUUCCCCAAGCACAAGACCGGAGUGGGUGGGAUUCUUACGGUGGUCGACCGACUCACCAAGUUCGCCAUGUUUUUACCUUGUCGCUAUCAUGCCAAGGCACCGGAGUUGGCCGACGUUCUUUACGCCGGUUGGAUUCGAACCAAGGGUUACCCCAAGGAGAUCGUCUGCGACCGCGACACUCGGUUUAUGUCCGAUUUUUGGUUGGCGCUCAUCAAGCGAUGGGGCUCAUCUCUCAAGCCCACUUCAGCUCGCCACCCUCAGACCGAUGGCCAGACGGAGAGGGCGCAUCAGACCGCACAGGUUCUUCUUCGCACUCUCAUCUGCCCCGACCAGAAAGACUGGGUUGAGCGACUGCGGGACGUCGAGUUGGCCUUCAACUGUUCCAUCCACCCGGCUAUUGGGAUAUCACCCUUCGAGUUCGAGCACGGCUCGCCGGUCACGUCACCGUUGGACACUAUUACUCCACGCACGGCCGAGAGCGACGACCAUCUCCUUUUCUUGCGUCGGAUGCAAGAGCUUCUUGUCAAGGCACGCGACCAGAUGGCUAAGACGCAACAGCGCAUGAGCCAGCAGGCCAAUCGCCAGCGUCUUCCUUGUCCAUUCCGCGCCGAUGACCUCGUCUGGGUUUCCGCAGCGGAAUUCAGCCUUGAACAAGACAUCUCUCACAAGCUCCUUCCGAAAUGGAUGGGGCCUUGGCCGAUUGUAGCGCCCGCUGGGGACGCACCCGAAGGACCUUCCUUCACGAUUCAGCUGCCCGGCCACAUGCCCGUCUACCCAGUCUUUAAUUGCUCCAAAUUGGCUCUCUACACGCCAACGGAACAUGACGAUUUUCCCGGGAGACGUACGCAAGACCCACCUUCUAUGGAUGGUUUUCAGAAGGUCGGCGACAUCAUCUCCCAGCGACGCUACGGCAGCAGGCCGACUGAGUAUUUGGUGCAUUUUGCAUACUGCACACACCGAGUUGACCGAUGGUUAACCCGUGCGGAACUUCAAGCGACAGCUCCAGACGUUCUCGCACGCUAUGAACGCAAGAUGCAAGGCAAGCCGUUUCUUCGGUUCCACGCCGCGGCCGCGUCCAGUGUGACGGUUGUGCGCAAAAUGGUGAAGGAGUCGCCGUGGUUAGUUGAUGGAUGGAAUUCGAUGUGCUUUUUCUUCAAAAUGGGCAGCGGGACGGUUGUGCAAAACGGUUAUGGGCUUACAGUUAAGGCGAUGGAUGUGUGGAAUGGUAAUGGAUUCGGCAUGCUCAGAUGAUCGAUUCAAGGGUGGUUUUCGAUUCGCUUUCUUUGAAAUGGGCUCCAGUUCUGUUGGACGGUUCUGGGAAACGGCGAAUGGCAACGCAUUCGUCAUCCUCCAUUGAUCGAUACGAACAUCGAGGAUUUUGAUACCCUUUGGGCUCUGCGGGAUAUUUGUGCAAAACGGUUAUGGGUUUAUUACAGGCAAGACGAUGGAUGUGCAUAAUGUUUAUGGAUUUGUCACACUUCAGAUGAUCAAUACAAACAUCAAGGGUUCUCGGGACUCUUUCUUUCUUCGAGAUGGGCUUUGCGACACGGUGUCGGGCGGCUCCAGCCCUACGCCGCCCUUUACUUCCUUUACGAGGGCGGGCAUCAAGGUUUCUUGGAUGAGUACUGACGUGGUUUGUGCAGGUUACAGGAGCCCCAACCAACCCUCCCGUGGGUGACAGACGCGGCGCGAGACAUAGGGUUUGUGUUGGAGGCCGGCAGAGCCCUUCUACCGGUCGACAACGGUUAUGGGUUUACCAGCAAGGCGAUGGAUGUGUGAAAUGUCAAUGGAUUCAUCGUGCUCAGAUGAGAGAAACGACCAUCAAGGGAUUUCACUGGUCAUUUCCGUACUCGCUUCUUCUUCGAAAUGGGCUCUGUGGGACAGUUCUGCCAAACGGACCGAAACGGUUAUGGGUGUGCACACCAGGCGAUGGAUGUGUGGAAUCACUGGAAUGGUAAUGGAUUUGUCGUGCUCACAUGUGGGAAACGAACAUCGAGGGGUUUCGGUACUCGUUCUUCAAAAUGGGUUCCGCGGGAUGCUUGUGUGAAAAGGUUUAUUCGUUAUGCAUUAUGCGUUUACGCAAACGUCUGAAUCACAGGCAAGGCCAUUGAUGUGCAAAAUGGUAGACUAAGUGUGCAGUCAUCAUGCUCAGGUGAUGGAAACGAACAUCGCGGUUUUUCGAUGUGUUGUUCGAAAUGGGCAGCGGCGGGAUGGUUGUGCAAAGCGGUUUCUCGUUCGCGCAAACUUCAUGGGCUCAAGGGGAUGGAUGUACGAAAUGGUUGUGCAGUCAUCAUGUUCACAUGAUGGUAGGGAUUCCGAUGCGCUUUGUUCUUGUCUUUUCUUUCUUGGUGUGUGUGUGUGUGUGUGUGUAUUCUGGUCUGUGUUUCAUUGGUUGGCUGAACCUUUCCGUUUCGGAAAAAAUGGAAUGGUAGCGGAUGCAAUUGAAGUUGCAUGCACUGUUUGGACUUGCGCCCCGCCUUCUUACUGCGGCUGCUGGGCGUGUCGAGAUAACACAGUUUAUCGACAACUCGGGCGUAGAGAAGCAGCACUAACACUGGCGGGGGGGUUUAAAAAAAAAAAAAAAAAAAAAAAAAAAGAGAGAGAGAAAAGGGUGAGGAAUAUAGAUAGGAAGUAUGGGAAAGGGAGAAAGAAACAAAUGCGGGCUCUGCCAGGUGGUUGCGAGGGGCCUCUGUCUAUUGCUGUACAUUGAAUCUGCCGGUUGUGUGCCUCUGCCUGUUGCUGUACGUUGAAUCUGGCCGUUGUUAGGCUGCCUCGUCAGUGUCAGCUGACGACAGACAUCCGAUUAUGUAAGAUGGGUACCAGAGAUAGGCAUAGGAGUGUUGAUCCAGUCCCUGUGGGCCUGUGGGCCUGUGGUUCACCUGGCGUGUUUUUUCCAUGUGGAUAUCCCAGGGCCUGUAGUUGGUUGGCAAGGCUGUGCUGUUGUAUUGAACCAAAAAUAGAAAAGAUACUGCAGUGCUGUAGUAUGCUAUGCUAUUCUAUGGAGCUAUAAAUAGCAUGUUCUGGCCCAUCUUAAACCGCU
Messenger RNA from Chara braunii, 7169 nucleotides. The record is from the annotation of a GenBank genome assembly. NCBI's taxonomy places the organism in Eukaryota, Viridiplantae, Streptophyta, Charophyceae, Charales, Characeae.